Messenger RNA from Colossoma macropomum (tambaqui), 1260 nucleotides. Its product is annotated as cystatin-F. The coding region runs from base 417 to 863 and encodes 148 amino acids. NCBI's taxonomy places the organism in Eukaryota, Metazoa, Chordata, Actinopteri, Characiformes, Serrasalmidae. Gene Ontology annotation, biological process: immune response; negative regulation of microglial cell activation; positive regulation of myelination. The transcript has 4 exons. Gene Ontology annotation, molecular function: cysteine-type endopeptidase inhibitor activity. The record is from RefSeq and is a predicted model, not a curated record. Gene Ontology annotation, cellular component: endoplasmic reticulum; Golgi apparatus; lysosome.
CCGGGGUCUGUUGGCUGCUUUCAUAGUCACAUAAGACUCUGUCUCUACAUUCAGUGUUGUUCACUGAUGGUUUCUUUGAAGUUCACACAGAUUAUAAUAACAGAAACGUCUAGACCAGCAUAAGUAAACAGCAUUUCUGUGAGUUCAUGUCACGUUUUAUUUCUGAAGAGCUGUAGUGACCUUCAACAAAAGUCCAAUACUGCCCAAUACUGGAUACUGAAACCAACACUGACCCAAAGUACUCGGUUAACACGAUGAAUUGAUUUCACCUACGCUGUUUGGAGGCAGUCUGUAGUCUAAAUCUUCACCAAAGCCCCAUAUGAUAGUGCAACGUGGAGGACUGCAGCAGUUAAGGCGGGUGGUUGAAGUGUUGCUGCACAGGAAGUUGCUGAGCAAAGCUGAGAGGUUGCACAGACAUGGACGUCUACUAUCAUUUGCUUCUUGUCUUUCUUCUGGCUGGGUUCUGCUCGAUCGAAAAAUGGUCAGCUGAUGCCUUUGAGAGUAGGCUGGUUCCUGGCAAGCCACUGAACGUCAGCAAGAAUGAUACGGGUGUUAAAAAGGCUGUACAAACUGCAACCUACUCAUUCAACAACCGGUCCAACGAUGCUUAUUUUUUCAAGGCAUCAGCUAUUGAUGAUGCCCAAAGACAGAUUGUUAAAGGUAUCAAGUACCUGCUGAAGGUCGAGAUAUCGCGGACUGUGUGCAGGAAGAGAGAGGGUGAUGUUGACCUUGCUAACUGUGACUUUCAGCCACAUGGUUUGUUGCAGCAGACGUUCCUCUGUAACUUUGAAGUGUGGGCCGUACCAUGGCUGAAGAUAAUGAAGACCACAUUUUGCCUCUGCCUUCCUUCAAACAAGUCCUAAUAUGCCAUUUUCAAAGACAACUGUAAAUGCGAAAUGGCACGGUAUGCUAAUUUAACCGUGAGCUGGCACAGAAUAAAAUAUGCAACUGGAAUUUAAACGAGAUGUGGAUGUAAACUUUUGAUCAUGUUCAGUGACUAGUUAUCGUUUCUCCUCGGGAUCCGACUGACCGUAAAUUCAGAAUAUCUAGCUUGCAUGUAAUCGUGUGGUGUAAAUUAUUCACAAGCUUCUGCCUUGUGAUGUGCUGAGGCAGAUUUGUAACGCUACGCUAGAUCGGGGAGAGGGUCUCUUUCAGGUCCAGUAGCUGUUCAGAGAAGUUACUUUUUAUUAGACCUCUUACUCUUCCUUAAUCUCAGAGCACUGGAAGCUCUUUUAGAAGCUGCAUACAGCCUGAUCUCAU